UUUAAGAUUGUCUCUCUUUCUUGUGCUUGACCAUUAACACAAAAAUCCCUCAUUGUCUCUGAAAUCAGCUUUAAAAUAUUACCAAAUUAAACCCUCAUUGUCUCUGAAAAUCAACUUUUCAUUUGGUGAAUAAGAAUAGGAAUGGGAAGAAAACCAUGUUGUUCUAAAGAAGGUCUGAGAAAAGGUACAUGGACUGCAAAAGAAGAUAAGCUACUUACUGAUUAUAUUAAAGAACAUGGAGAAGUUGGAUGGAGAUCUCUUCCUGUAAAAGCUGGCCUACUCAGAUGUGGCAAGAGUUGUAGAUUAAGAUGGGUGAAUUAUCUUAAGCCAGGAAUCAAGAGAGGUAAUUUUACAACUGAAGAAGAAGAUCUUAUUGUCAGACUUUAUAAUCUUCUAGGAAGUCGUUGGUCUCUCAUUGCUGGAAGAAUACCUGGUCGAACUGACAAUGAAAUAAAGAAUUAUUGGAACACACAUCUUCUCAAGAAACUCAAAUCUGAAGGAGUUGAGCCAAAAAUACACAAAUCUCUUGCAAAACACACUAAAAGACAAAAGGAGAAAGCAAAUGUUUCUUCCCAAAUUAACCAAAAAGGUUACAAGGAAAAUAAGAAGAGGAAUAAAAAGGGCAAGAUUGAAGAAAAUUGUAACAAUAUUGAAGACAAAGAACAAGUAGCUAAGAAGACAGAGGAGCAGUGUCGUAAUCAGGAUUCUGUGCGAGUGAUGUCAGCUAAUAAUCACGAUAUCACUUGUUCUUCAAGUAGUGCUGGCUCUACUAGUGAGAAGGAAACUAAUUGCAAUAAUGUCCAUUGUUCUUCUUCUGCUCAAAAUCUUGAAGAAAAUGAUAAUGAAAUUUAUGAGAAGCUUCAGGUUAUUGAUGAAUUACUCCUGAAUGAUAAUUGUCUUCUACCAACUGAAUGCAGAGAGUUCAAUAGUGAAAGCCAAAUGCUGUUGAUGGAGUUCUAUGAAGAGUAUUUUCAGCUUGUUUCUGAAAAUUCAUGUCAUUUUCAAGAUUAUGCACAUUCUGAUUUAGGAUUUUAGUUUUAUGGGUUUAUCAUUUAAAGUUAUAGGUUCAUAUCUACUAUU
Messenger RNA from Nicotiana tabacum (common tobacco), 1080 nucleotides. RefSeq lists its product as uncharacterized. Lineage: Eukaryota; Viridiplantae; Streptophyta; Magnoliopsida; Solanales; Solanaceae. The record is from RefSeq and is a predicted model, not a curated record.